AUGGGAAUUGACACCGACCAGGAACGAGAUCCACCAGCUUCUCCAACGCCACUAGAAUUCCCUCAAUAUGUCGGAUUCAAUGACAUAGACGCUCAAAGUACAACAGACUUUCAAACCAUCUACCGGAAUCUCUUAACACUCAGGAAACCUCAGGACAUUACAAUUGAUCAUGUUAGGGCCUUGAAUCUGAGAAUCGAGACGGACGUAGAGGCUCUUCAGAUCAUUUCUGAUGAGGAUCUACAAGGUCUACCCCCAUUGAUCUGGGAUAGAAUGAACGAUGAUGACGAAAAAAAUCCAUCUGAAGCCCCUAAGAUGGCAAAUGGCGUCCCUUACCCACCCUACGAAAAAUACGAAAUUGUCAUGAAGGAACUAUUGAUCGACAGUGAUGAUGCAUUCAGAGAGGCUGCAAGAAUGCCACCCAAGCCCGGACGCGAUAGAGUGCGAUUGACUCAGACACGGAAAUUCUGGUCAGGACUUGAGCGGAUGGCGCAGUAUUGGGACACCAGCCAGGAUGAAUAUUAUGAAAGACCGGUUGCAGCUAAACCGGAGAGCAGUCAAAUUGUCAAUGAUACCCAGCAGCAAGAACCUUCUUCGGAAACAAGCGUCAGUAGCCCGAUGGACAUGAGUGAAUCACCGACUGAGGAAACCAAAACCUACGAACGUGUCUACAAGGGGAGGCGUGUUGGUACAGGAAGUGAAAUGCCGUCUGAUAUCCGUGAAGAUACGAUGAGAGGACUUAUCGAGAUGGUUGCAUGGCCUUUUCAAUGUCAGGCAUCUGUGCCUGCAACGCCGCCAAGGUUGAAUGUCCAAGGUCUACUAUUCCCCGUACGCCAUACGUUGAUAUCUGGCAGAGUACCCCAGGAUCGCCAGGCUGCACGAAGCGGGAUACUAGAGGGACCCUUACUAGGCGUUCAAUGUCGGGAGGAAACAAAAUUCAUCACAGAAGAAGUAGGAUCUUGGAGCAAAGAGUAUUGUGACUUGUUCCGUGAAGUCGGUGCUAUGCUCCUAUUAGCUCAAGAACGUGCUCGUGAAGGCGAGGUUGAGGUCAAACCGGGAGAGGGCAAAUGGUGGACCACAGUUCCUCGAUUUGGUGGUGCUGAACAUGAAGGUGUCACGGGCGAAGCAGCAAAUUCGGAUAAUGCAAAAGAGAAAGAAGAGCAAAAGGACAAUGACAACAACCAACAAAGUGUGCAUAAGCGUUCUCGCUAUACAAAUCCUCUCAUUUCUUCACGGCGGGCAGUGCGAACACGAAGAUUGACGCCUAGCGAGAAAUGGAAGGUUAUCGGACCUGGGGCUAGUUUGUGGGAUAAAAGAAUGAAGUAUAUGCAGAUUGGAAAGCCAAAUGGCAGUCCAUAUGACGACGUAAGUUGCGUCACAACAAACUGA
This is a messenger RNA of Talaromyces amestolkiae, 1386 nucleotides long. RefSeq lists its product as uncharacterized. The transcript has a single exon. Bases 1 to 1386 code for a protein of 461 amino acids. The record is from RefSeq and is a predicted model, not a curated record. NCBI's taxonomy places the organism in Eukaryota, Fungi, Ascomycota, Eurotiomycetes, Eurotiales, Trichocomaceae.